Messenger RNA from Bursaphelenchus xylophilus (pine wood nematode), 1585 nucleotides. NCBI's taxonomy places the organism in Eukaryota, Metazoa, Nematoda, Chromadorea, Rhabditida, Aphelenchoididae. The record is from the annotation of a GenBank genome assembly.
AUGGCUGCCGAGACCAACGAAAAGUUGCCAAAAGAUGGCGAAAUGUUACGGACAAGGCAUACCGAGUAUGAAGUAGGUUGAAGCACACUUCGUAGGGCAACACUUAUUUUUGAACAUUAUGAUCAAGAUUUUUGCAAGUUUAGAUUGUCAAAUUGCUGGGGAAAGGCGGUUUUGGCGCUGUGUUCGAGGUCAAAUCCAAGGACGGGCAAUUGUUCGCGGCCAAGUGCGAAACAUGCGAUGUGAAGAAGAGGGUCCUCUCCAUGGAUGGCCGAGUCCUUCGAGGUGCCGUCAUGAUCAAAUCACCGCAUUUUUGUACCAUUGUGGACCGAGGAAAAGUGGAAGGAAGGUUCCGAUUCUUGGUCAUGAAGUUGGUAAGCAAAUUUGUUUUUGAAUAAAAAAGUGACGGAUUUAGAUGCAACGUGACGCAAAUUGAAAUUGGAAUUUUUCAAGAUAUUUGAAAAUAUUUUAGCUCGCGCUUUGCAGAAUUUUUUUGAUGAUUUAAAUAAAUUUUAAGGUCAAAAUUAAAUUUUCCACAAAAAAUCGAUCUGAAAAUUUUUCACAUCGGUUCUCUAAAUUUUUAUACAGUAGUCUUAGCGAUUUGUCCACGUAAAAUAUCGAUAUUUUAAUUUUAUUAUAUUACUGUAGGUCGGUCGGAAUUUAUGGGAUCUCCGCAUGGAACGAGAACGUCAAAGAUUUUCGCUAAACACUGCCCUCAAGGCUGCAGAGCAGAGUCUAAUGUCCGUAGAGGAUCUACAUCGAAUUGGCUAUCUACAUCGGGAUAUAAAGCCUGGGAAUUUUGCGAUAGGCAGGCCGGAAACUCAAGAACAUCACAUCAUUUACAUGCUGGAUUUCGGGUUGUGCAGGAAGUUUGUGGGGUAAGUACAUUUUUGGGAGUCGUUUGUCGUUCGCAAAUCUUUAUUCGGGCGCAGCUCGGAAAAAUUAUUUUUAUUUCAUUGCAAAAUUUUAUUUUAACGGUCCCAAACUGUCGUCAAUUGCAGCGACACAGAGGCCAAAGACCUCCGAAUGCCCCGUCAAUCAGCCCCAUUCCGAGGGACCACUCGUUACGCGGCCAUUGCGGCCCUAAAACAGAUGGAACAGUCACGAAAGGACGACAUUGAAGCCUGGCUGUAUAUGGUCGUGGAAUGGACAGCCGGCCAAUUACCUUGGCGGAAAUUAAAAGGGGCCGAAAAGGAGGAUGUCUUGCGUUGGAAAGAAGCCGUCCGAGCCGGCGAACCCUUGGAGGAAUUCCUUUCCGAGUGCCCCAGGCGAGAAUUCCUGGCCAUAAUGCAGUGUGUAGACGGGCUCUUAUACCAGAGCAUACCCGACUAUUCGUAUCUCUACUUUUGUCUGCAACAUGCCGCAAAGGUGAGAGACGUCUUAAUUUUUAUGAUUUUUUGCAUAAUUUUAGAGCAAUGGAAUCAAACCAAACGAUCCAUUGGAUUGGGACCCCGAUCAUCCAUUCCAUGGCCCAUCUGUGGCCGACAGAGACAAAAGAAUCGAACUGGUUGUGAAGGACUGCAAAGAAAAUGAGAACGAAGAGGAAGACAACAAUGACAAGCGGGAGAGAAAGAAGCAAACCGUCUGA